Aspergillus calidoustus is the source of this 666-nucleotide messenger RNA. NCBI's taxonomy places the organism in Eukaryota, Fungi, Ascomycota, Eurotiomycetes, Eurotiales, Aspergillaceae. The record is from the annotation of a GenBank genome assembly.
AUGAGAGAUGUAUUGUCUUCUCUUGUGAGUUCUGUCUCGUCGUUACUGAGGGACGAGGUUCAUCACCGGUACACACCGUCUCUUUCAGCGAAAUCUAGCCCCCUGCGGAUUCCCAUUCCAGCAGCAGUCGCCACAGGACUGGGCUCAGCACCCCUUCCAGAUGUGGACGACGUAUCUGCAGUGUCUAUGACGAAUAACAAAACACAAAGGCGCCUGCCUUGGUCUACCAUUUACAUGGCUGGUGACCUCUGCGAUCAGCGCAUUCUGCGCGACAUUGCACAGUCGCAUCAAGUUCUCGUUAUCAAGCGCGGAGGAUGCAGUUUCUCCCAGAAACUCCGAAACAUUGCCGCAUUUCCACCGUCACGAAACGCCCUGAAACUCGUCAUUGUCGUUUCUUACGAGGAGGAAAAAUACUUUACGAAUCAAGAACACUCGACGCCAGGCCUCGCAGCAUCGCUUGCGGAACCAUACCUGGCGCGCCCGCAACUAGACGAGACACAAAUGACAGCAGGCGGAAUCCCCCGACGGCAUUUACUUAGCAUGGUGCUUGUCGGCGGCGGCGAAGAGACGUACGAACUCCUGCGGCAGGCACGAGGGGUGGGCAUCAAGCGGCGGUACUCGAUGCGGUCGCAGGGAGUGCCAAUAAGUAAUUUAUUUGUUGUUUAA